UAGGUAUAAAAAGGAUUCACUGCUGCAUUUGCCUCAAAGACCCGAAGGGCCCGAAGACGAGCGUAGCAUCAACACAUAGCUGACAUAAGUGACUCAGUGUUCUGGUACAAAAAGAGAACGCUCAGAAUGAAGUUAGUGCUUUUGGGUUGCCUUAUGUUGCUUGUUACUAGGGGACUAGGCUGCGGCGGUUGGCGGGCCUCAAAGCCCAGUCAAUCAAAUAGAAUAACCAUACCAUCGUGCUGCCCUGAAAGCAAAAGUCCGAGUGGAGGUCCAAAAGUGAACUCGGGUGCGGCGGUCUGUUACUUCUACCGGUCAACACUUAGGGUUAAGUGCAUCAAGGGAAGCUCAGAAAGGACUUGCACUGCAGUACAAGCAGGAGGAAAUGGCCCCACGCCUUACGGCGAGUACUUGAUUGGCACACAGAGCACCAGUACUAACUAUGCCGGGCUGGACUGGUACAACCUCUACCCUAAGAAGGAAGACAACUCAGGUUACUAUCCAUACCAUCAACCUAACCAUCAAGGCCGCUCGCAUAUGGGACUCCACCCGGGGAGAGUGUCUCUGGGUUGCGUGACAGUCAAAGCUGGUGGCUGCAGCUCCGGAGAUGUCAGUUGCUACAACAGAGACUCUUGCUGGAGACAAAUCAAGAGUAUCGUAAACAGUGGCCACAUGUACUACAGGGGUUCCUCUUACUCUGGCAUUCUUUAUGUUGUUUGAGUCCGCGGUGAUGAGAACAUCGCACAAGGACCCGGCCAUUUCAUAUCUUUUAGUAAAAGUAAGAAAUUGCUUGGCUGAAUCUGUAUGUUCUAAAUUGUUAAAGUUUAAUCUGCUUCAGUUGUAAUCACGUUUACGGCUUUUAUUAAUCUAGGCAAAAAUUGCCAAAAAUAUGUUAAUUGAUCUGAGACCUUGACUAAGAUACCUGAGGGAUUGAAUUUGCAUCUAUACAUCUUUUUGCCCGAUAUUAUGACAUCAUGUAUUUCUACCUUUGUAUUACCUAUGGGUGUAAUAAAAAUAGAUGUAUAA
Molecule: messenger RNA, 1023 nt
Organism: Nematostella vectensis (starlet sea anemone)
Lineage: Eukaryota; Metazoa; Cnidaria; Anthozoa; Actiniaria; Edwardsiidae
Exons: 4
Coding region: 127-717 (196 amino acids)
Source: RefSeq, a predicted model, not a curated record